Messenger RNA from Penicillium brasilianum, 1158 nucleotides. The record is from the annotation of a GenBank genome assembly. NCBI's taxonomy places the organism in Eukaryota, Fungi, Ascomycota, Eurotiomycetes, Eurotiales, Aspergillaceae.
AUGAGCCUAUUACACCAUCGAAACGAUAUCUUCAAAAGGGAGGAUGGAAAUCUUUAUCUCUCUCCCCGAGGUAUGCAAGCCUUAGUUGUCAGCGUCGUCUUCACAUCACUGGCAGCUUCCUUCGUUGGAAUACGUCUAUAUACUCGGCUGAAGUUUUUGAGGCGACUGGAAGCCAAUGACUGGAUGGUUGUCAUCGCUUUGAUCAAUUCCUUCAUUUUUAUGGGCCUGGAUAUCGUCGAGGCCACGAGUGGCAUGGGAAUGCAUCUUAAAGACAUACCACCAAACAUUCUGGAGCGACAAUUCAAGGCAUUCUGGCUCACCAUUCCCUUCUACAAUGCCGCCGUGCUCUGCGCAAAAGCAUCCAUUCUCAUGCAAUACUUUCGCGUCUUUCCCACACGCCGUAUGCGUAUCGUCUGCUGGGUUCUGAUCACAGUUCUGGGUGUUUACGGAACAUGGUGUGUGAUUAGCGCUUUCUUGACUUGUAUUCCCGUGGCCAAGUUCUGGAACCCUACGCUCCCAGGCUAUUGUUUGAGUAGACCCGGUCUGUGGUUUUCGAACGCUAGUAUGCAUAUUACUACUGAUCUGGCAAUCCUGAUUGUUCCAAUUCCGGCCUUGAUCGCUAUCGAUAUCCCGAAGAGGCAGAAGAUUGCACUAAUGAUCAUGUUCGCCCUGGGUGGUUUUGUCUGCAUCACGAGUAUCAUCCGUUUGGUCAGUCUUAAGACGAUCUCCGACUCAAUGGAUCCUACCUAUGACAACGUCGGCGCUGCCUCAUGGUCUGCCAUCGAAUGCAAUACAGGCAUAAUCUGCGCUUGUCUCCCAACUUUGAAGCCACUCCUCUCUAGGAUUAUCCCGGGUUUACUGUCCACAUUUCAUGGCAGCAAGCCCACGCAGAAUACCACUGGUAUUUCUAAUGUGCGCACAGUUCCCUGGAACGAGUCCACCCUCGGUGCACCCUGCGAAGACCCUGAGUACGGCGCAGGAGACCCUGAGCGAGUAUUGGAGUUAACUUCUGGAGACAAUCUCCAAUCUACCAGCAGAUCCCGGGCUGAGAAGCAUCAGAUGGCCGAUGAUAUUUCGGUUACGGAGCUUAUGGGGCAUCAGCACCAGCACCGACACCAGUAUAGCGUUUCAACUGGCUCGUUUCCCUCAUGCAUAUGA